CCAAAACUAAAAGUAAUCCAAAGUCGAAAAUCAAAACACCCGAGGUAUAGUCGUCUGGUAAAGUGAAGAUCGGGUGGAAGUCGAGUCAAUCAAAGCGAGGCAGCUAAUAAAAAGUGCUAAUGGUGUGUUUAAAAUAUGAAUAAACCGAGUAUGCCUGGGCCACAAAAACGGUUACAAAAAAAGCUACCAAUGCCACAACCACAACGGUUAUAGCAAUAACAAAAAGAGAUUUUCUUUUUUCGUGGGACGAAGAAAUCGCAUUUGCAUUUCACCGCCGUCUUGGCCAGUAGAUUAAAUUGGAUCAAAUCGAUGGAGGUUUUGGUUUAUUUGUUAUGUUUGUGUGCGCGUUUCGGCUAAGAGUGCUACUUUCAUAAAAAGGUUGCCAGUCACAAGAUUCUGGAAUAAUAAAUAUCUGAAUGCAAAUAUUGGGAACCCGUUAAGAAGAGCCCAGCCGAUCCGAAACAAUAGGAGUUUUUGGGAGACUCGCAGCGGGAGUGGGCAAUGUUUGACGACGGCCGCCGAUCCGCGAUUCUGUAAGAUGGGCAACCGCAGCAGCAGGGGCGUGGACAUAACCGCCGAGGAGGGGGCCGCCGGCGAGGGCAACUCCAGGUUCAACACCCGUCGGCGAUACCAGCAGCACAAGCAGGAGUAUUGUCUCCAGAGCGAGUACCGCUCCAAGACCCUGCCCGCCCGCCAUCCGCACCACAACGAUCCGCAACAGAACCAGCGGAAGACCCACGACACCCAGGAGCGAUUGGGCUCGAGCAGUUGCUUGGGAGCCGGUCAGAAUGCCUCCAAUAACGCAACGCCACACAAUGGAGAGACGUCGAGGGUGCUGUUUCUGCUCUACUUGAUACACCGCACCUGGAACGUGGUCAUGGACACGAUGGACUCACGCACCAAGAGUCGUUCGCAGCGAGGGGAGUCCCCCCAAAAAGAGGCACCCGUGGAGAUCGAGCUCCAGCCGCGACCUCUCGACGAGGAGUGCUCCAUUGGCAUCACCGACUUGGACGCCUCCUCGUUCUGCUCCCAGUACUCCUGCUGCAGCUGCAGCUACUGCGAUGUGGGGACAACCGGGACACAGACGAAUGUCUACAGCUCCAUUGGCGACGACUACUCCCUGGACUCCAUGUACGAGGCGGGAAAGUCGGUUAUUGACAGCGACAGCUCGACACUGCAGAGACACCAUCCGCAACCUCGUCACCCGGGACAACUGCACCUCCCCCAGAUGGCUCCCAGUGUGUGCGAGAUGGCCGGCCAGGGUCAAAGCAGUCAGGUUCCCCCGCAGAAGGCAGGCGGAUCGAAUAGCUCGGGGACGAACAAGUGUGGAGCCAGCAGUCUAAACGGAUCCCUGGCCUCCUACAAGAUUGGCGGCUCCGAGCAGAGCUGGCCCCAGGCACCAGUUUACAGCAAGGAAAACCAACGACCACCAGUCUACAAUCCCGAGGACUAUGUGCACUCGCUGAGAAAGUUCAUCAAGGCCAGCAGUUCGGCCAAGAAGCUAACUAUUUACGAUGUGAGCACGGGUCCGAGUGCCAAGGAAGAGGCCUCUCGAUCGGCCACCCUCCCAGCCAAACACUCGGAGUACAAAUCUCCCAUUCCUGCUCCGCCAGAAAAUGACAGAGAGAUGUCCCUGCGUCAGUUUGGCUCCAUCACAGAUUUGCUCACCAAGUUGAGGGCUGAUCUGCGGGUCUCCUUUCCCAGCUUUGUCCAGGAAUUUGUGGGUACUCCUGCUGACGGUAUCAGCCACUUGCUGGAGGUCCUGCGCGCCAUUCAAAUGGCCCAGGCCAGCAACGCCCCUGCUCCACUGCCAGGAGCCAGUAGUUCCCUGGCCCUGACCAGGAAUCCCCAGAGCUAUCAGCGUCGUGCUUUGCUGGAUGAGUUGUCUUGCCUGCAAUGUCUGAGCAUCUGCAGCUCGCGAUCCCUGGAUGCCAUAGCCCGUUUGGGGAACACACCAGUGGGUCUUAUGCCCCUGGCCUCCUCGGCCACGGGUCAGGGCAUCCGAGCCCGCAUCCUGGCCCUCCAGCUGCUCGCAUCCGCCUGCGAUCGCCAGCCCUUUGGGAGCGGCAGUGGUGGUCAGAAGAUAGCCUCAGCGGGACACACAGCCGUGUCGGAUGCCAUGUCCACGUUGCGACUGAGAUGCAGUGAACCGGUUCGCUUUCGCCUGCUGGUGGGCAUCCUGAACAGCGGCGGCGGUUCUGGGGAGCUUCAGUGUGCGGGUGUUAAAUUCCUCAACACCUUCAUCGAGAGCGCCGUGAGCAUCCAGCAGCGUCUGUACAUCCAGGCCGAGCUCUUCCAGGCGGGCUUAGAUGCCAGCACCUUGGCCAGGACUAUCUCCUCCUCAUCUCCCUGGUUGGAUGCCCUGAAGAUCGAGGUGAAGCGCUUCAACGAACUGCAUAUCGAUGUGGACCAGAUGAUAACCCAGGCCAGGGAUGCGGAGCGCGUGCGCAGCCAGAUGGUCAUCCUGGAGCGAAGGGUGCAGAUCCUGCACGAGGAGAAGGCCGUGCUGACCUCCAUGGAGCGGCGUCUCCAAGAACGAUGUGCCGAGCUGCAGCGCGAGAUCUUCCGCCUGCAGGGCAACCAGCAGCAGUCCAAAUUCAAGCCAGUAGAGUCCUCCGGCCACCAGCCGGUGGCCCUUCCGCGCCAGGUUCCUCCGCCCAAGAAGAACAAGCAGAGCAGUUCGGAGCACGAGGACGAGGGUAUCAGCAGCUCGGAGACGGGAGCAUCCCUCAGUCCAGUGCCCAUUUUGGUCCUCCCCUCCAAGGCGAAGCAGUCACGAAAGGUUGUGCCGGAGGAGGAUGAGGAUGAUGCGGCCACCAUUGAGGAUGUGAUCGAGGAGCUGGACAACAUUGUGAGCGAGGCGGAAAAGCAGAUCAGCAGCCAGGCGAGCAGUGGUUCCCGCUCAAAGAUGCGCCACCAUCGCUCCGUGGAGAAGGAUAUUGUCCCGGUCAACAUAGUACCACAGCCUCCGAGGAAAUCCCGUUCGCUGGCACAUCUGGUGGCCCGCACUGAUUGCUCCGACCAAGAGGGUUCGGAUUAUGGCAUGGUCUUGCACCAACCGGGAGAUCCCGCUGCCGCCGAGCGUUUGGCCGCCAUGCAGAGCUUCUUCGACGAGGUGGACUACGACGCUCCGGAGACGGAUCAGCCGGCAUCGUACCAAAUGGACUCACCCACUCCCGACAUGCCGGAGGCGAAUGCCACGGCCACUGCGUACAAUGCCAGCACGAAUCGGGAGCUCCUGGAUGUGAUCAUGAAUGCGCGGCACGACGAACACGAUCCCACCAUGCAGGCCUUGAGGAAGAGUGCCCAGGACACGGCGCCGGCGACGACGAUUCCCCAUCACCCGGUGAAGGUCAAGGCCCCAGCUCCUCCUCCACCCACGCCCCCAGCCCAGCAAUUCAACGGGGUCUUCUUCAUGACCGGCAUGAACACACCGCAGAAAUAUCCGAAGCCCGAUAUCUCGGCUGCCCUACAGGCCAGGAGGGUCACCAAGAAUGUGGAGCGCCUGGAGGCCGCUUUCGCUUCCGCUCAUCCCGAAGCCCUCAAUGAGGCGGCCAUCGGAAGGGAGAAGUCGCGCAGCAACCAACAGAUAUACUUCACCAGCAACCUGGCCAUGCGGAUGCACGAUCACUCUGGAUUUGGCCUUCCGAAUGGUGGACAGAUCCAGGGUCCCACCAUGCGAACGCGAUCCCACACCCAGGGAUCCAUGUCCAAGGUGACGGAUCUGCCCUCCGGCCUCUACUAAAAGAUAUUCUGAAAGAUCUACUCCAGCUUCUGUGCAAUAGCAAUCCACUCCUAGGUUACGACAGCCCAUCAGAUCAGCGUAUUUAUAGAUCAUUUAAAUCUACCCAUAUAUUAUAAAAAAAUGUCUUAUGCAACAUCUCAAUACAACUGCAACCCAGACUAGGUUUAGUUACGGUGGCAGCUUCAACCGGGUAACUAGUUGAUAAGUCUUAGUUCCGUAGUUCAUGACUAGCCUAAUUGAUUUUUUCUCUUUGAAUAAAGUUUUUAAACUAAA
This is a messenger RNA of Drosophila suzukii, 4018 nucleotides long. It is a transcript of the gene mwh, whose product is annotated as multiple wing hairs. Gene Ontology annotation, biological process: cortical actin cytoskeleton organization; cell migration; regulation of cell shape. NCBI's taxonomy places the organism in Eukaryota, Metazoa, Arthropoda, Insecta, Diptera, Drosophilidae. The record is from RefSeq and is a predicted model, not a curated record. Gene Ontology annotation, cellular component: cytosol. Gene Ontology annotation, molecular function: actin filament binding; small GTPase binding.